AUGGGCCAAUCUUUGCCACGAUCUCCCAGUUCCAAUCCCUCCACGGAACAAGAGUGGAUUUCGACAGCUCUGUUGGCGCCUAAGCCUGGCGCUUCCACUGCCAGUAAGAAGAGAGACGGAAACGGCCCUCAUGGCCGGCGCCUAACCAGAGACGAACUGUUGCCUAAGAGCCUCUUGGACCAUUAUCUAUCCUCUGUCCCCAUUCUACGAGCUGAAGAGAGAGGGAGCUCUCGACAUAUCCUCAAUUCCACAUCCUCAUUAGCUAGCACUGAGAUAACUGGAAUCAUGGCGGAAGCUAUCGGGAUAGCAUCCGGACUGCUGGCCUUGGGCCAAUUCGCCUUCCAGUCUAGUGUCGCCCUCUAUGAGACAAUCAACAGCUAUCAAUCUCACCAACAGCGUGUGCGCGAACUCGCGGAGGAAGCGGGCGCCCUGAGUGAGGUGCUGGGCUCGCUGGUUGAGACAGUCAAGGCGACCACCGACAUUGAUCUUUCUUCGCUUGAGUUGCCUCUGCGACAGUGCGGCAAGGCCUGCCAAGCCUUUGAGCAGCAAAUAAAGAAGGUCUCGUCAAGAUCUACCGCCACUCGGACCAGUCUUAGAGAUUGGGCAAAGCUGCGAUACAUGGGAGAAGAUAUGGAUGGCUUCAGGCGACUGCUCGCCGGCUACAAGAUGACCAUCACAAUUGCCCUCACAGACGCAAAUCUUCGCAGAUCCGCCGCCACGGCUGAAAACAUUGAGGGCUAUAAUGAUCUUAUAUGUACCGCCAGAGAGCAGUUUGAAGAUCGUCUCGAGGAGAUAAAUGAAAAGCUUGACGACCUGCUUGGGAAGAGCGUGUCAGAUUCUACUCUAGAUACGUCUGAGCUGAUGCAGAUCAAGGAGGAAAAAUUGAGCACGGAAAAGAGUCUGGCAAUUGUCGCCCAGCUGUCCAGUCACAUCGCAGAACUUCAAGUCAAGUAUGCGAGAGAUCCUGCCGCGGGCACGGCUGGUAGUUCUAAUAACGCCUCCAUAUCCGAGAGAAUCACCCACGAGGGUUUGCAAGAGUGCCAACACAGCCUUACACGCAUGGCAGCGAAACUGAAGGAACACGAGAGGCUUCUAUUCAAUCGGCUGACGGAAAAGAUGAAGGCCUCGAGUUCGAGCCCAGAGGAAGCGGCCGAUAUUGCCAGGUUAAGAGAAGAGUGGGAGUCAACCUUUGAGUCCAUGAACAUCCUAUCCAAGGCAGGAUCUUAUUUUGAGAAAGAAACCAGCGUGAUAGAGAACCAUGCGACCGGCGACGCUCACCAGGUCAUGGUCGCCACCGACGAAAAGACUCUUCAUGGAACAAAUCGAGGGCUGGGAUGGAGGUCGAGGCAGAUCGGCGGGCGCAUGAAUGAUGAAACAGUGCGACAGAUAUCGCGAGACAUGGUGACGGUCACCAUCAGGAAUGUGUAUGAUGAACAACCGUCUGCACGCAAGGGCACUCCAACGGGACCAGCUGACAGGGAACCAGUUAGUCGACACACCGAGUUCCAUGAACGAUACGGAGAAGGAUUCAAGUUAACAUCUAUGAAAUGA
Molecule: messenger RNA, 1551 nt
Organism: Trichoderma breve
Lineage: Eukaryota; Fungi; Ascomycota; Sordariomycetes; Hypocreales; Hypocreaceae
Exons: 2
Coding region: 1-1551 (516 amino acids)
Source: RefSeq, a predicted model, not a curated record